This is a messenger RNA of Ylistrum balloti, 1035 nucleotides long. RefSeq names its product putative nuclease HARBI1. The coding region runs from base 1 to 1035 and encodes 344 amino acids. NCBI's taxonomy places the organism in Eukaryota, Metazoa, Mollusca, Bivalvia, Pectinida, Pectinidae. The record is from RefSeq and is a predicted model, not a curated record. The transcript has a single exon.
AUGGCUUUGAUAUUGAUGCUUUUUCAAGAAAACCGAGAUGUUCCAAGGAGGUUAUUCGGGGAUCGCCAAAAUUCAUUGGAUUUUCUAAGUGACCAAGCGAUCGUGAACGAUUAUCGCCUUGAUAGGGAGUCUAUAUUUGAAAUUUGUAACUUACUCCAAAACGACAUUUCAAGAAUAACGAGGAGAAGCAGAGCUCUUCCGGUUUCCCUGCAGACUAUGGUUGCUUUGCGAUAUUACGCCAGUGGAAGCUACAUGUCCGUCAUUGGGGAUGCACAUGGGGUGAGCAAGAUGGCGGUAUCUCGCGCUGUAAGGGAUGUGUCACUGAUUCUUUCACGUCAUGCUAGAACAUAUAUAAAGUUUCCCUUGACUGAUCAGGAACAAGUUAAAGUAAAACAAGAUUUCUUCAGGAUUCGAGGAUUCCCAAAUGUUCUAGGAGCCGUGGACGGCAGUUUAAUUCCCAUACAUACUCCGUCCGUGGAAGAGCAUCUAUACGUGUGCAGAAAAGGUUUUCACGCUUUGAAUAUACAAGGGAUCUGCGAUGCAAACUACCAAUUCUUAAAUGUCGUUGCGAAAUGGCCCGGCUGUACACACGAUUCUCACAUUUGGAAUAAUUCUGGCGUGUGUAAUGCCUUUGAGACCGGCCAAAUUCAUAAUGGUUAUCUCCUCGGAGACAGUGGCUAUGGUCUUAGACCGUGGCUUUUGACCCCAAAAUUGGCACCAGCGUCACCUGCGGACAGAAGGUAUAACGUCGCACAUCGGGCCACUCGCUGCGUGAUUGAGAGAACAUUUGGAAUCUGGAAAAUGAGAUUUCGAUGCCUUUUCAAAGGGCUUACUUUGUCCCCUGAGAGAUCAACUAGGGUGAUAAUGUCGACAGCAUUAUUGCACAAUAUUUGCAUGAAGAAACAACUGCCUUGCGAGGAUGUCUCUGAUGAAAAUGACGACCCAGAGGAAGAUAUACAAGAUCAGUACCAGCCGGAUUCACAGUCGGGCAUCCAAGCUAGAGAAAACGUAAUAGCAACAACCUUUGGACAAUAG